CCCCCAGGCCCGCAAAUGAGCCAGCGCGUCCCCGCUUUCCCACGCGGGGCUUCCCGUCCGGCCCUCAGGACAGCGGAGGCGGCGCGUUCUGGGGGAUCCCCGAUCUCCGGACCGGGGCUCAGCGACGCAGGCAACGAGCCCCAGGUCGCACAGCAGCCCGCCGAGCGCCGCCGUCCCUGCUGCCCCCGGGGGGCCCCGGCGGGCGGCGCGGGGCGGGGCGGGGCGGGGGCGGCCUUUGGGGGGCGCGCUCCGGCCGCCCCGCCCCCGCGCCCCUCCUUCCGCUCCGCCCGCGCUGGGGGCGGCCGGGCGUCGGCGGCGCACGCUUCCUGCGGGCGCGGCUGCUGUGGGCGCGGAGCUGCGAGGCGGAGCCGGGCCGCCGAUCCGGGAGCCGCGAGCCGAGAGCGCGUCGGUCCAGCCGCCGGGCCGCGCCGCCGCCGAGCAGCCGCCCCGCGCCGCGCCUCGGGAACAAAGGCGCCCGCCGCCGCCGCCAUGAAGCCGGGGCCGCCGCACCGCGCCGGGGCCGCCCACGGGACGGGCGCGGGCGCCCUGCUGCUGCGUCCGCUGCUGCUCCUGCUCCUGGCGGGGCGCGCCGCGGGGGCUCAGCGCUGGCGCAGCGAGAACUUCGAGAGGCCUGUGGACCUCGAGGGCUCUGGCGACGAUGACUCCUUUCCUGACGAUGAGCUGGAUGACCUCUACUCGGGGUCAGGCUCAGGCUACUUCGAGCAGGAGUCGGGCAUCGAGACAGCCAUGCGGUUCAGCCCAGAUGUGGCCCUGGCAGGGCCCACCACACCUGCUGUGCUGCCCACCAUGGACAUCCAGCCUGUGGGCACCCCGUUUGAGGAGCUCCCCUCUCAGCACCCCACCCCGCAGCCAGCCACCAGCCCCCCAGUGGUAACAGAGGUCCCAGAAGAGCCCAGCCAGAGAGCCACCACCAUCUCCACUCCCACAGCGACCACAGCUGCCACAACCACAGGGGCCCCUACCGUGGCCAUGGGGCCUGCCACAAUGGCCCCCGCUGCCUCCAGCAUCCCUGCAGCACCCCCUUCCACAGCUGUCACCUCUGUCAUAAGGACCACCAGUGUACGGAGGCUUCUGCCUCUUCCACUGACUACAGCAGCCACGGCCUGGGCCACCACCCCAGCGGCGCCCUCACCUCCCACCACAGUGGCUGUCUUGGACACAGAGGCCCCGACACCCAGGCUAGUCAGCACGGCUACCUCUAGGCCCAGGGCCCUUCCCCGGCCAGCUACCACCCAGGAGCCCGACAUUCCUGAGAAGAGCACUCUGCCCCUGGGGACCGCUGCCCCUGGACCCUCAGAGGUGGCUCAGACCCCAACUCCAGAGUCCUUCCUGACCACGAUUCGGGAUGAGCCAGAGGUGCCAGUGAGCGGGGGACCCAGUGGGGACUCUGAGCUGCCGGAGGAAGAGACGACACAGCCAGACACAGCCAAUGAGGUGGUGGCUGUGGGUGGGGCUGUGGCCAAGCCAUCACCUCCACCUGGGACACUGCCCAAGGGUGCUCGCCCAGGCCCUGGCCUCCUGGACAAUGCCAUCGACUCGGGCAGCUCAGCUGCUCAGCUGCCUCAGAAGAGCAUCCUGGAGCGGAAGGAGGUGCUUGUAGCUGUGAUCGUAGGCGGGGUGGUGGGUGCCCUCUUUGCUGCCUUCCUGGUCGCGCUGCUUGUCUACCGCAUGAAGAAGAAGGAUGAGGGCAGCUACACGCUGGAGGAGCCCAAGCAGGCCAGUGUCACGUACCAGAAGCCUGACAAGCAGGAGGAGUUCUACGCCUAGCGGAGACGUGGUGCUUCCCUGUAGCCCCAGCGCCACCCAUCUGCUCGGUCCCCAGCCCAGCUGCACCAGCCCCGGCCUGGGACUGGGUCUGGGAGGGAGCCUGGCCCCACUUCAUCUCAACCCACCCUCCCAAGGCCUGCCCAUAUCUUCCCUGAGGGGCAGCAGGUGCUGCCAUCUGCCCCAUACUGGGCCCUUAUGAGCUCAUCUUUUGUCUGCCACCACCGAGGGGUUUCAGAACCUCCUGUCGGAUGCACAGGAGGAAGGAAGCUCCUGAUUGACUGGUGGAAGGAAGGGUGCGGCUUGUGAUGAGCUUGAGUCCCAUCCUGGCCCCACCAAGCUGGUUGGCACCGAGGGGCAGAGAGGCACUCAGGCUAGUUUCCGGGACAAGCAUGUGGCAGGCUUAGCUCUCGAAGUCACUGCUCCUGCCCCAAGGCUCCUCUCUGCCUGGGUGAGAGGAUGACUGCUGUCAUCUGCCCAUUUUGUCCUGGCCUCUCUGGGGCUGUGGGGUCCCUCUCCCCUAACCCCUGCCUACUGCACACGCACCCAUAGUUCACCUCUUUUCCAGUCAGCCCCUGAGGAACUGGCUUCCUGAGAGUCCCCUGGCAGCCACUGGUGAGGAGGGCAGGGCUGUGUAGACCUCCCUCUUGCAAGCAGACUCUGCACAGACACCGUCCCCCACACAGUCACACGUACUGCAACGACAAAAUCAGAGCGAUCCUAUCACCCAGCCAAUCCAAGACAGGUCACAGACACACAUUCUUCCAAAGACGCUUUUCUCAUGCGUUUUCACGAAUUCCCCAAAUACUUAACCAUAAUGCAAGUCGCUAGACAUUGUCCUCCGAUGGUGAUGGUGUGGCCUGCCUCCCUCUCUCUCUGUCCCUCACCUCUCCCCACCACCACUCUGGCACCACACAUGUUGUCUCCAGCUUUCAGGCUCACUGGGGAGGGUGGAUUCAGCCAGAACAAUCAGCCCAUAUUGGGUCACCCGAGUCGCCCUGUCACACUCAGUCCCUCACGAUAACACUCACAUCAAGCACAUUGCCACCGACCCCAGCAUGUCAGAUACACUCCCAUAUGGAUGCACAAUCACCCCCACACAGCCCCCCUCUCACACUGGAGUAGGACAGGUGGGCACUUGGCUUUACAGAAUAAAGGGUGGUAUGGGGGGAUGGCGCCACCAGCCCCCUCAGGGCAUUGCACACCUGCUGGGCCUGGCCUCCCCCACCUGCCUCCUUCCCCUCUGUAGCCUGCAGAGGGGUUGGUUUGAGGCCAGCUCCCCACCAUGUGGAGCCUUGCUGAGGAGGGCACGCUGGUUCCUGGAAUGUGGCCCCAGGCUGUGGAGGGGGCUUGGCUCCCAGGACUUCAGGCCCUGGCUGGGGAGUGGCGUAUGGUCUGGCGCCUGGUCUCCCUGUCUCCCCCUCCUGCUCUAAGCUAGGGGCUGCCUCUGCCUCCCAGGACACAUCUCCAAAGUGCCUGUGAGGGUGGGCCUGCUGCCCAGGCCCUCUGCACCCUCUCCCCUUGGCCUCUCCAGGCUUGCCUCGGUCCCACCCGGGGCCUCCCUGGAGGCCUGUCCACUCAUUUGGCCAAACAACCUGGCAUUCUGGCUGCAGCUGGAUGGACCUGGAGCUGGAAGCAGCCCAUGCAGACACACUGCCCCAGGUGGAGAGCUGAGGGCAGGUGGGGGAGGCGGUGUCACAGGCCCCAGCCUGCCUCCUGCUUCUGUUACCCUUGCAAGGGGGGCCACUUCCUUAGAUAUUUUAAAUGUGGGGUCAACAAAUCUCCCUUAGGGAGCGUGUGCUUGGUGGGGGCUUUGGGGCCGAGGGAUGUGGUCUGAGUUGUGGUUGAAUGGUGCUCACACUCCCUCCCUUCACCCACAACCCAGAUUAAAGUCAAGAACCCAGAAUUUAUUUCUGUUCCCUUUUCAAGACUCCUUAGCAACAGACGUCUGCAGGGUGAGGGCUGGGGGUGCCAAGGCGGUGAGGGUGAGGUUCCAGGGAACUUUCCACCAUCUUAUUUCCAGGCUGACGCUCUACCUUUCAGACCGAAAGCCCCUCAGCAGGGCCUGGAGGCUUGUGAGGAGCCAGCUGGUCCCAGCCUUCAAAAGGGGCAGAAGUGGGGGAAGGCACCCUGGGCCCAUGAUCUGUUGGAGGAGACCUGGCUUCAGUCAUCCCUGUAGCAGAGGGGCUGGCCGUGCGGGGGAGAUCAAAGCCCCAGCCUCUCUCUAUCUACUCUGCUCCCUGGUGUGCUGCUCUCUCUGGGACAGCAGCUCUGGUGAGAAGGCCUAGGCAGGACAAGACUAAAAAGCCAGGGAGCAUGGGGCAGAGAGGACCUGGACCACCCAGGGAUCCCCACGAUGCUGGGGCUGGGCUAGGAGACCCCAUGGGGGUGCAGUUUCUGCCUGGAGCUGGAGCCCGUGGUGGGGGCAGGGUCCCGCACAGGACGGAUGAGCAGGCUUUAGGCUGGCUGCAGUGGCCUGCAGGGGUCCAGCUUGGCCCCAGCAGGUCUGAAUCCUCGUAUCCUGAGGGCUGGCUUCUAACUUGGGCCUUGGGGCUUUGCCUCCUGGCACAGGCCUCUUUGUAUCCUUAAUUUGAGAGAAGAGGCCGAGGGCCUUGUUCACAGAGCCUAGGACCUAAGACAAAUGUGUAGGCUUUAACCUCAUGAUGUUCAACAGUCUGGCCAGCCCACUUGGGCAAGGCACCCCGAGGUGGGUUAAAAGGCUGAGCUGGUUGGAGCUCUCCUAGGUGCAGUGUGGGUGUGGGGCCCUCACCUUGCCUGGGCAUGGGGGUGAUGUGUGCAGGGCCUGCCCAAGAAGGUUCCCUAGCCCCCUGGUGCUCUUGGGGAGGGUGUCCUGCAUGGCCCUAGCAUUUCCUGGAAGGACGGCCAAUUCCAAAGGAGAGGGAACUUGUGCGGCUUGUAAACCUGUAGGGCCUUGGCUGCCAUGGAGCAUGAGGCAGGCUGAGGCCCAGGAGGUGAGGGUUGGGCCUGACCCUCCAGCUGUGUCUUUCCAGGGGGCUAGAGGGGUACCUCUCCUGAAAGGUUGGUCCCCUUGAUCCCUGGAGGUGGAUGGGUGGUCACCUGGGCUGGGCCGGACAGGUCUGCAGGCAGUGGCUUGGGGUGCUCAGGCCAGACCCCCCCAGGGUUGGCAAAGCCACCUGCCCAGGCCUCCAGGACGAGGAGCAGACCCACCUCUGCCUCUCAGGGCAGGAGUGGCCGCCACCUCCUCCGUUCUCCUGGAUUUCUUCGGACAGCCACCACCCUGGACUUGCUUCCCCAGGCCUCCUGUCUGUAAAUAAAAGCCCGUAAACUGUGUACAGAUUUAUAGAGAAGCCAAGCUUGGGCCUUGGAGUUGCCAUCAAAGGGCUGAUGGCCCCAGCAUCCCCCAGGUGCCCACCUGGCAGCUCAGCACACUUGGCCCCAGCGUGGCGAAUACAUGUAAAUAUUUUUCGUAGGCAGCGAGGCUCCAGAGAGCCCCCUGAAGACACUGACCCUGUGCGUCCUUUCUCUUGUACAGGCCCUCCAAGCACCCGGCCUGGGGGUGGAGGGAGUUUGUCCUUCCCUCUGCCAGGCUUUCCCUGCCCUUUCUCUUCCCCGUCACCUGAUUAUUAACCAUACCUGUCCUGAGUUCAUGGCCAAAACUCUCAAUAAUGAGACGCGGAGGAAAAAGGCUGGAGAAAGACCAGGGCGCCAGCCGGCUGUGGCUGUUCACAUAUCCCAGCCAGGGAAGGAACCGCUCCGGUUUCUGUGUUUGUUUCUUGUUUGUUUGUUUGUUUUUGUUGUUUGUUUUUUUAACACUUCCCUUGCUGUGCCCAUUUAUAAGAGGAAAUAAAAUAAAAUUGAAAUGAUGUAG
Molecule: messenger RNA, 5635 nt
Organism: Manis javanica (Malayan pangolin)
Lineage: Eukaryota; Metazoa; Chordata; Mammalia; Pholidota; Manidae
Gene: SDC3
Product: syndecan 3
Biological process (GO): cell migration
Cellular component (GO): membrane; cell surface
Source: RefSeq, a predicted model, not a curated record